GGGGGGAGUUCCAGUGUAGAGCACUUAAUCAGACACAGAGAGGAGCGGUGCUGUGUGAAUGGGCGAGGGGGAAGAGACGGGCCUCAUUUACCCAACUCAAUCCAUAAAAGAACAACAGCCAGCCAGUCUUGCUGAAGGAUUAGCUCCCUGUCCAUGCUAACAUGGGCCUCCCCUCGGUGAUGGUGUUGCCCCUGCUAAUAGUCGUCGCAGCAGGGGUGUACUACAUCUACAAUGAGGUCUUACAGUUCAUGUCCAAGACCUUAGUGCGCAACAAAGUCGUGGUGAUCACCGAUGCCGUCUCAGGAGCGGGCGCUGAAUGUGCCCAUCUCUUCCAUAAGGCCGGUGCCAGGCUCAUCCUGUGUGGAACUACCUGGGAUAAGCUGGAAUCCUUGUUCGACUCUCUGACUACUGACUCUGAUCCAAGAGAGACAUUCGCCCCAAAGCUGGUGAUCCUGGAUUUCAGUGACAUGGACAGCAUGGAGGAUGUGGUGGCUGAGGUCAUGGAGUGCUACGGCUACGUGGAUGUGCUGAUCUGCAACAGCAGCAUGAAGCUGAAAGCCCCCAUCCAGAGUGUCUCUCUGGAGCUGGACAGAAACAUAAUGGACAUCAACUACUUUGGUCCGAGCAGCCUCGCCAAAGGUAUUCUUCCGGCGAUGAUGUCAAGAAGAUCAGGACACAUUAUACUGGUCAACAGCAUCCAGGGCCGACUAGCGAUCCCAUUCAGAAGCUCGUAUGCGGCCUCCAAGCACGCGGCGCAGGCUUUCUUCGACUGCCUCAGGGCCGAAGUGGAGGAGUAUGGGAUUGUUGUCAGUACCAUCAGCCACACCUUCAUCAACGCCUCCGAGCCGCCACCCGCCGCGGAGCCAGCUCCGAAACAAAACAUCCUAACCAAUUAUAUCGCCAACCAGCUCACCCACGGUGUGCGGCCUUCGGUCCUGGCCAAUGAGAUUCUGGAGACGGUGAACAGGAAGAGGAAGGAGGUUGUGCUGGCCCACCCCAUCCCCAGGGUGGCCCUCUACCUCCGUUCCCUCUUUCCUCCCUUUCUCUUCGCUGUGCUGGCGGCCGGAGUGAAGGACUCCGUGUUGGCAGAGCCGAUGCAGUAGACGAAGACUGGAGAAGAUGUGAAAUCAAGCAAAAAUAAUGUCGAUCUCGAGAGUUUCACACUGUUUCCUCUUGCUGCCUAACGCUUUCAGAAUUAUGGAUUGAUUUUAACAGACAAUCAUUGAGUGAUUACAUUAAAAACUGCUGGGUUAAAAAACACAAAUGAAUUUGGAUUAAUUUUAUAUGCUCACUGAAUUUACAUGACAUUGCAAAUUCAUUGGUAAAAGAGACCAGUUUCUCCUUCUAUGGCAACCAAAGAGUUGUUUGAACCUAAUAACUUUUAUGACUGAGCAAGCAAUCUUUAUGUUAAACUGUAUGAUUGUCAUUUUGAAUUUAAUUUAGCAAUCAUCAGCUUUAAAAAAAAAAAAAAGAUUUUAAAAAAAGCAAAGACAACAUUAUAAGGUCUUCGUUGACAAACAACUGAACUUUCUGGAACUUUCUUGGAACUUAACAGAAAAGAACUCGUGGGACGUCAUGGCAGCAAGGAACGUAUACAACUGAAAAUGUUUUGCUUAUGACAGUGAGGAAACUUAACUAAAAUAAACGAAUGAAGUUCGUUGCUUUCA
Messenger RNA from Gambusia affinis (western mosquitofish), 1667 nucleotides. It is a transcript of the gene dhrs7cb, whose product is annotated as dehydrogenase/reductase (SDR family) member 7Cb. Gene Ontology annotation, biological process: regulation of release of sequestered calcium ion into cytosol by sarcoplasmic reticulum. The transcript is spliced from 7 exons. NCBI's taxonomy places the organism in Eukaryota, Metazoa, Chordata, Actinopteri, Cyprinodontiformes, Poeciliidae. The coding region runs from base 162 to 1103 and encodes 313 amino acids. Gene Ontology annotation, molecular function: all-trans-retinol dehydrogenase (NAD+) activity. The record is from RefSeq and is a predicted model, not a curated record. Gene Ontology annotation, cellular component: sarcoplasmic reticulum membrane.